Oncorhynchus masou masou (cherry salmon) is the source of this 17382-nucleotide messenger RNA. RefSeq names its product chloride channel 6 (gene clcn6). Lineage: Eukaryota; Metazoa; Chordata; Actinopteri; Salmoniformes; Salmonidae. The transcript has 22 exons. Gene Ontology annotation, cellular component: intracellular membrane-bounded organelle; lysosomal membrane. The coding region runs from base 221 to 2824 and encodes 867 amino acids. Gene Ontology annotation, biological process: chloride transport; transmembrane transport. Gene Ontology annotation, molecular function: voltage-gated chloride channel activity. The record is from RefSeq and is a predicted model, not a curated record.
AAAUUACCGCUUCUUUGUUCGUCACACCUUGUGGCCGUGUUCGAGGGAAUCAAAACUGCCGACUGCAUGAUCUACAAAUCACCCUGCAUCAUAAAUAGCAACUCAUUAUGAUUUGUAGAUCAGUCGGGCAGUCACAAUUUACCCAUGAUGCAUUGCGGUUGCGAUCCUCUCGAACACGGCCAUUGUGGGAAGUGGUGGUGCUGAAGAGGCAACAACGAAGAUGGCGUGCUGUGGGAAUUGCUUAUGUUGUCACUGUUGCUGCAGGGAUGAAGAUACCCGAACACCAGAGGAACUGACUAUUCUUGGGGAAACUCAAGAUGAAGAGGAUGAGAUCCUUCCAAGGAAAGAUUAUGAGAGCCUGGAUUAUGACAGGUGCAUCAAUGAACCAUAUGUUGAAGUUCUGGAGGAGAUGAACAACAAGAGAGCCAAAAAGUAUGAAGCUGUGAGGUGGAUGCUGGUGUUUGCCAUUGGAGUUUCAGUAGGCCUGGUGGGUGUUUUUGUGGACUUUUUUGUACGCCUUUUCACUCAGCUCAAAUUCAACUUGGUGGGAAAAUCUGUGGAGGAGUGCAGCGAGAAAGGCUGCCUGGCUCUUUCACUUCUUGAGCUACUGGCCUUCAAUAUGAUGUUCAUCUUCAUCGCCAGUGUGUUGGUCCUCAUUGAGCCUGUAGCUGCAGGCUCGGGAAUCCCUGAGAUCAAGAGCUACCUGAACGGAGUAAAGAUACCUGGAAUAGUCCGGCUACGGACUUUCGUCUGCAAGGCUAUCGGAGUCCUCUUUACCGUAUCCGGAGGUCUGUUUGUGGGGAAGGAGGGUCCAAUGAUCCACAGUGGAGCCAUCGUGGGAGCCGGACUCCCUCAGUUUCAGAGCAUCACUUUCAAGAAGAUCAACUUUGACUUCCCCUACUUCCGCAGUGACAGGGACAAGCGGGACUUUGUGUCGGCGGGGGCGGCGGCUGGGGUGGCGGCUGCGUUUGGGGCACCAAUAGGGGGCACCCUCUUCAGCUUGGAGGAGGGCUCCUCGUUCUGGAACCAGGCGCUCACCUGGAAAGUGCUCUUCUGCUCCAUGUCUGCUACGUUCACCCUCAACUUCUUCCGCUCGGGGAUCAACUACAACAAAUGGGGCUCGUUCCAGCUACCUGGCCUGCUCAACUUUGGAGAGUUCAAGUGUUCAGACGGGGAUAAGAAGUGCCACCUGUGGACGGCGGUUGACCUGGCCUUCUUUGUCCUGAUGGGGGUGGCGGGAGGGCUGCUGGGGGCCUUCUUUAACUGUAUCAACAAGAGGCUGGCCAAGUACCGCAUGAGACACGUCCACCCCAAGGCCAAGUUUGUCAGGGUUCUAGAAAGUCUGCUGGUUGCCAUGGUGACCACGGUGGUGAUCUUUGUGGCAUCCAUGACAUUGGGUGAAUGUCGUGACUUGGCCUCCACAAUCACCAACAACAACACGACAGCUCUGGUGUCCCUCAAUGAAGACGUCAUCAACUCUACAAUCCGCCAGUUCUUCUGCCCCAACAAGACGUACAACGACAUGGCCACUCUGUUCUUCAACCCUCAGGAGGUGGCCAUCCACCAGCUCUUCCACCAGGACGGUACAUUCAGCCCUGUGACGCUGAUUGUGUUCUUUGUGCUGUACUUUUUGUUGGCGUGCUGGACGUACGGCGUGUCGGUGCCCAGCGGCCUCUUUGUGCCCUCGCUGCUCUGUGGCGCCGCUUUUGGACGCCUGGUGGCCAACCUCCUCAAAAUCAACCUGGGGAUGGACAUCUACUCUGGGACCUUCGCUCUGAUUGGUGCAGCCGCCUUCCUGGGAGGUGUGGUCCGGAUGACCAUCAGCCUGACUGUCAUUCUCAUCGAAUCAACCAAUGAGAUCACCUACGGCUUGCCCAUUAUGAUAACCCUCAUGGUGGCCAAGUGGACGGGGGAUUUCUUCAAUAAGGGCAUCUAUGACAUCCACAUUCAUCUGAGAGGAGUGCCACUGCUGGAGUGGGAGACAGAGGUCGAGAUGGACAAACUGACGGCCAGUGACAUCAUGGAACCCAACCUGACGUACGUGUACCCCCACACGCGCAUCCAGUCCCUGGUGAGCAUCCUGCGCACCACCGUCUACCAUGCCUUCCCCGUGGUCACCGAGAACAGGGACAACGAACGGGAGUUCAUGAAGGGCAACAUCCUCAUCAGCAACAACAUCCGCUUCAAGAAAGCAAGCGUGCUGACGCGGGCCGGGGAGCAGCGGCGGCGCUGCCAGUCCAUGAAGUCAUACCCGUCCAGUGAGCUGCGCAACGUGUGUGACGACCAGUUGACGGCCGUGGUGCCUGCUAUGGAGGAGGGCCAGGACAUGCUGCAGCAGAUGCUGGAGAGGAGACAUGCACCCUACCCUAACCUGUACCCAGACCAGUCCCCUAGCGAGGAGUGGACCAUGGAGGAGCGCUUCCGACCUCUGACCUUCCACGGCAUCAUCCUGCGCUCUCAGCUGGUCAACCUGCUGAUCCGCGGUGUCUGCUACGCAGAGAACCAGUCGAGUGCCACGCAGCCGAGACUGUCGUACGCUGAGAUGACGGAGGACUACCCCCGUUUCCCAGACAUCCAUGACCUAGACUUGGCCCUUCUCAAUCCCCGCAUGAUAGUGGAUGUCACCCCGUACAUGAACCCUUCCCCCUACACAGUGUCCCCAAACACACAUGUGUCCCAAGUGUUUAACCUGUUCAGGACCAUGGGCCUUCGACACCUGCCUGUGGUCAACGCAGUAGGAGAGAUUGUGGGAAUAAUCACACGACACAAUUUAACCCACGAGUUCCUCUUGGGGAAACUCAGACAGCAUUACAUCACCAUUUGAGCUCCAAGGUCCAGUCUUUAAAGCCGUCAAGUCACCCACGUCUUGCAAUCUCUCCUUCAACUGGACCUAUACCAUACUUUUCCAUGUCUUCUCCAUUCCCCCACACUCUGUACGACACGAUGGGCACACACCUCUGUAACGAGAGGUUAGAGGAUUACUUUUGUCUGCUCCGGAGCCUCUACAGCCCAAGACAUCCUCCCUGUAUCCCAAGUGUCCACGCUUUACCAACAGACCGACUUUCUCAUCUUUAUCGCUGUAACACUCUUGUUUUGACUUCUGACUGUACACUUGAAUUUUAUGUUCUCUGUGUAUUUAAAUGUAUUAUACUAUAUAUUUGCGAAAAGAACAUUUCACUGUGCCGCCAGGGGUUUCGAUCAAAGUAGGUUUUUCCUGCAGUGUUAUCAAAAUGUCACAUUGCGGACUAUUUCUAACCUAGGCAUAUGUGUGGAGCUGCAUUAACACACAAAUUCACAAUUGCACUCGCAUAUGUUAAGCUUAACAGAGGACAGUUCAUCUCACAAAUAUUCAGGCAGCAAUGUUAUGGGUGUGUUUCGAAAGGACAGAGGAAGAUGGAGGAAUAUAGUGUAUGUCAAGACUGGAUAGAAUCGACCAAGUUUUUUUUGUUUUAAUUUUGAGUUAGAGGGUGUGGGACCAAGAAAGGUCCAGCAUAUUUUCUAGACAGAAAAGGGUGGACAUUUGUUUGUCAGUAUUAAGUACCUCUGUAAAAUCUUUGUGGAAAUGUUGCCGUUGUUCAACUUGUAGAUUCACAUUGCAGGGAACCAAUAAUGUGGUGACUUUCUGGCUAGUUUCCCCAUCCAUGUAGGUUGGGUUGGUAGUACUUUAAAGGUAGAAUCCGCAAUAUGACGUUAUCACACAACUCAAGAGAUGGUGUAAUUGUGCUUUCAAGACUGGGAACUCAGGGAAAAACAAGGUCAAAUCAGGACGUCAGUGAUCUUCAGGUCGGAAAGUCGAGGCUCUAGAAAGAGGCCCCGAGUUCCCCACUUGGAUGACCGUUCAAAACAAAUUUUUCUGGUUCCCAGUUGUCUUGUACUCACUGAAGUCGAAAGUCAGACAUUUUCGAGUUCCCAGUUGUUUUGAACGCAGCAUAAAUUAGGAUAAGCCAGUAAUGUCUAAGUUGAUGUGUGUAAGUAGGGCGUUUGCCCACUGUCUCUUAGGGGUGUAAUGGUUCACCAAACCCACGCUUCAGUACAUAUUGCGGUUUUGGGGUCAUGGUUCGGUCUCGGUGUAACGGGAAAAUUAAAUGCCAUUCACAAUCUUCCUGGCAUUGUCGGUUGUGACAGGAUUGUUAUGUUGAGUCUCAAGUUUCCACUCUCAUGCUGCGUUUGUAACCAUGUGGGAGGUGGGAAUUUACCAGUUUUCAAGUCCAUAAAUAAAUAUCAGUUGGAUGCAUUCAUGUGAUUGGAUCUCGUUGAGAAACGCUGAUUGACUAAUGGCCAACAAGCUGCGUCAACCAUAAACUAAAAGUACAGCUAUCAUGCGUGUAAACAAAUUAUAGUUUCAAAACCUCAGUAAUAGAUGCUGUAAUGGUGUUUUUUUUAUAAUGAAUGUUUUCUUGCAUUUAACUGCCAAAGAUUCUCUUAAGUGGCCAUUUCUGUCAUAAGUGACUACAGAGGUCACCAUCCAUGUGCGAGAAGUGGUUGCUCAGGAUGAUCGACAAAUUUCCCACAAGUAAUUCAUUACCAGUUAGAGGGCUGUUCAAGUGGAUUUUUCCCAGUAGUAUGUGGUAAAUUCCCACUUCCCACUUGGUAACAAAUGCACCAUGACUCUGCCUCCUUCAGUGCCAGAUGCACACUUGUAGCUCUCGUAAAGGGGCCGUGUCUGUAGCACAGUACAUGUCCCACUCCAGGGUAAGGUGAUGGGCUGUCACAAUUAAGUGCAACACAGGGUGCAUUGGCCAAUUCAUUGAAAACGUUGGCUUUGGCCUGCUUAUAUAGAGCGGGUAUGAUCUGUUGACUGAAACGGGUGCAAGAGGGAAGUUCGUAACAUGGCUCGAUCACUUUCACGAGGUGCUGAAACCCGCUAUUCUCAACUACUGAGAAUGGGUGCAUAUCCGUGGCUAUAAACCAAAGAAAGGUUUAAAAAAUAUAUACACUUAGCCAAACUGUCACUCUUGUAAUUUAUUUGUCCCGGUCAGAUUUAGCUGCUUGAAUUUAGAGGGGAGACAUUGUUUCUGUCUUGCGCCGGUAUACUGGAGUGAUGUCGGCGUAAAUGUGCCAACAUAUUUGAGGUGUUGGCAGCUGCAUAGGUGACAUUGUUAUCCACAACUCUCUAUCCAUUGCGGUUGUAAUUUACUGGGAGGAAACCAAAAUGUUCUCAAACUUGAGAUCUAAACGAUGAUGGAGGAUCCUCUAAUUCUGGUUUGUUGACCCCACCACUCGCCAUUAUGCAGAACAAAUUCUUUGCUGCGCCUCACAAAAUUUUGAAAUGCUCAAAACUAAGAUUGUAAUUAAUUGUAAUGUGCACAUAGACUGUACUUGUUUUAACGGAAUAGCCUGAAAUGUUUUUUCAGAUCACAUUUACUCGAGGCGUAGGCCUACAAUGCAGCAUAGGCAUAGCCUUAAGGCCUAGUGUUUUUAUGUUGUAAAUAAAAACAUUUUAACGUAUUUUAAUUUGGGUUCACAGUGUGGACGGUUUGGUACAAAUACAUGUACGGUUACACCCUUGCUGUGUAUGGUGAUGUUAUAUUGCAGAGUCUACCUUUUUUAACAUGUGCUUAAACAUGAUGAUGAGGCCAGUGCAGCUUUUUUAUAAAUAGUAAAGAUGGAUGUAAAGUGAAUCAAUUAUGACAAACCAUGAUGGCACAUAAAGUGCCUUCAGAAACUAUUCAAACCGCUUGAAGUUUUCCAUACUUUGUUGUGUUACAGCCUGAAAUUUCUUGUCAAUAACUACUCAACACCUUUUGUUAUGGCUAGCCUAAAUCAGUUCAGGAGUAUCUAUUGGUAAAUGGGUAAAAAGCAGAUGUUGAAUAACCCUUUAAGCAUGGUGAAGUUAUUAAUUACACUUUGGACACCCAGUCACUCACUACAAAGAUUCAGGCGUCUUUCCUAUCUCAGUUGCCAGAGAGGAAGGAAACCGCUCAGGGAUUUCACCAUGAGGCCAAUGGUGACUUUAAAACCGUAGCAGAGUGUAAUGGAUGUGACAGGAGAUCUGAGGGAUCAUAAACAUUGUAGUUACUCCACUAUACUAACCUAAAUGACAGAGUGAAAAGAAGGAAACCUGUACAGAACAAGGCACUUAAGUAAUACUGCAAAAAAUGUGGCAAAGUUAAUGCUUUGUAUUUCAGGACAAAAAGUUAUGUUUUGUGCAAAUCCAGCACAACACAUCACUGAGUACCACUCUUCAUAGUGGAGGCUGCAUUAUGUUAUGGGUAUGCUUGUCAUCGGCAAAGACCCCCCCCCCCCCCCCCCAAAAUAAAAAUAAUUUGCAGGCAAAAUCUAAUACAAGCCUUGAAAAGGGCGUUCAAUUAUCAACAACCUGCUUCAGAGCAUAAAGAAUUUAAAAAAAAGAUUAAUGUGCAAAUAUUGUAAAUCCAGGUGUGCACAGCUCCGAGACUUACUGAGAAAGACUCACCUCUGUAAUCCAUGCCAAUGCUGAUUCUAACAUGUUUAUUUCAUAUGGCAAAUCAGUUAGGUAAAACUUUUAUAUUUUCAAUGACGGCCUAGGAACAGUGGGUUAAUCUUGAAACUCCCCAUCCCGGAUCCGGGAUCGUGACUAAAGCCUCAGGCUCAUUAGCAUAACGAGCAUAAAAUUAGCAUAAAAUCGCAAAUAAAAUGAAAAUAAUGCGCCUGCUCUCAAGCUUAGCCUUUUCUUAACAACACUGUCAUCUCAGAUUUUCAAAAUAUGCUUUUGAACCAUAGCAAUUGACUAAUUUGUGUAAGAGUAUGCUAAGCUAGUUUAGCAUUUUGAGUAGCAUUUAGCACGCAACAUUUUCACAAAAACCAGAUAACCAAAUAAAUAAAAUCAUUUACCUUUUGAAGAGCUUCGGAUGUUUUCAAUGAGGAGACUCUCAGUUACAUACCAAAUGCGCAGUUUUUCCUGAAAGCGUCUGUGUGUAGGAGAAAUCGCUCCGUUUUGUACAUCACAUUUGGCUAACGAACCGAAAAUUCAGUCACCUAAAACGUCAAACUUUUUCCGAAUUAACUCCAUAAUAUCGACCGAAACAUGGCAACCGUUGUUUGGAAUCAAUCCUCAAGGUGUUUUUUCACAUAUCUCUUCAUUGAUUUAUCGUUCGUGGAAGCCUGCAUUCUUCUCUGAAUUCUGUGGAAAAAUACUUGCAGCUGACUUUUGCGCACCAGUUUCGGUGCAGGACACCGGGCGGACACCUAGUAAAUGUGGUCUCUUAUGGUCAAUCUUCCAAUGAUAUGCCUACAAAUACGUCACAAUGCUGCAGACACCUUGGGGAAAUGACAGAAAGGGCAGACUUACUCCUCUCGCAUUCACAGCCAUAUAAGGAGACAAUGGAAAACAGAGCCUCAAAAAUCCUGCUCAUUUCCUGGAUGCCGUCUCAUCUUGGUUUUGCCUGAAGCUCACGUUCUAGGGCACGCACAGAAAAUAUCUUUGCAGUUCUGGAAACGUCAGAGUGUUUUCUUUCCAAAGCUACCAAUUAUAUGCAUAGUCGAGCAUCUUUUUGUGACAAAAUAUCUUGUUUAAAACGGGAACGUUUUUCAUCCAAAAAUGAAAUUGCGCCCCUCGAGUUUCAAGAGGUUAUUAACUGCCUGUUCAGGGGCAGAACGACAGAUUUGUACCUUGUCUGCUCGGGGAUUUGAACUUGCAACCUUCCAGUUACUAGUCCAACACUCUAACCACUAGGCUACCCUGCCGACUCAGGGGUGUGAAUACUUAUGUUUAUGAGGUUGUUGUACUUCAUUUGCAAAAAUGGAUAAAAACUUUCACUUUGUGGGGUAUUGUGUCUGAAGGGAAAGCAAUGGCUGUAACACAACAAAAUGUGAAAUAAGUUAAGGGGUCUGAAUACUUUCCACAUUUGUUACGUUACAGCCUUAUUCUAAAAUGGAUCUGAAAAAGAAAAUCCUCACUACCCAAUACAUUUUUGCUAAUUUGUUUAAAAAAAAUAAACCGAUGCCUUAUUUAUAGAAGUAUUCUGAACCCUUUAGUAUGAGAUCACAAGUGCGUCAUUAUGGGGUAUUGUGUUUAGAUUGAUGAAAAAUGAUUUUUCAUCCAUUUUAGAAUAAGGCUGUAAUGUAACAAAAUGUGGAAAAAGUCAAGGGGUCUGAAUACUUUCUGAAUGGACUGUAUACACGAAGCAUUCCUUGUUAUGUUUGUCAUGUUUUUUGCCUUGUUUUAUUUAAGAGUUUAUUUCUAUGAAAUGUUAUUUGUAUGAUUUGCUACAUGUACUAUAAAGGAUAAAAUGAUAAGCUGUUACAUUUGGUCUAGAACAAGAUAAAUAGUUGUUACUUUGGGGGGGUAUUUGUUUGUAAAAUUGCCAUAGCGUGGGUUGCAAAAUGUAAGGGUAUCUUUCCCAAAAUUCUCGGGUUUCAGGAAUCGUCCAACCAGGAUUUCUGGAAAACGGUGGAAUUUUGGGUAAGUCAACAUCCACACUAAAUGUGUCUCUGCAGAUGACAUGCAUCAGAUUAAGUUGUAUAGAAAAUGGACAAGUGGUAAAUGUGCUAUGCUUAGCCAUUGUCAGGACCAGAGGGACCGAUUUCCCCCACCCCCUCCAAAUAACAUUAUGGACACACCAGUGUUUAGUAAAUCUGCUGUGGAGGUUUAGGCAUUGCUCUGAGCUUGGUGAUACGUUUGUGGAAGCUUGACAUACCGUAUGUAGAAAAGCAAGCUCAUGGCAAACAAAAUAGGUCCCUAGGAAAGAGAAAGCAGAAACCUCUGUCUUGUGCCUUGACAUUGCUCUUCAAAAUAAAGAUCCCUUUGUUUUGUAAAUCAUUCAGACGUAUCCAUCCUAUUUAAAAAAAUAAAAAUAAUUAACACUUUAAAAUGUUUUAGAAGUUUUAGAGUUUUCACUUAUUCUAUACAUACAAUAUAUUCUCAUACUGUACGACUUAAACUUUCCAAUGCUUGAGUAGUCCAGAAUGACUUAAGACUCCCUGUUGCCUGGUACUAAAAUGAGGGCAUGCAUGCUCAGGCUGGCUGUGUAAGGCAGUAAGGUGUCCUGAUGUGCCGGAUACGGGGGCAUUCCACGAGGUCCCGGUCCGAGUUUUCCACAUUUGACUGGCUCUGGGAACCUGGCCCACACUUAGAAACUACCAAUCAGGCCAAUCUUCCCCCACAGUGGAAAAAUCCAUUGGUCAUCAGACCUGUGCUUAUCACUGGGAUCACAGUCACUGACAAGCCCUGGAAUCUAUCUGGAGUUCCAUAAGGGUCAGUUGUGGCGCCACUUAAAGUUUUCAAGCGAUGGUGACACACUGUUAAGAGAAGUCUCCAGGCGCAUCAUUUGUGUUUUAAUUAGUUGCCGCACAGCUCAGCUGCUCCUGUAAGUUGCACCUUCUCUCAAUGGGUCACUGCCAUCUUUGGUAAUACAUUGUGUGCAGCAUUUUUUUUAAAAUGAUUUAUGAAUUAAUCACAUUCUUUAUGUCAGGGUGAAAGGUUAUUUUUGUCUUCAUGUACCGAAGUGGCUGUUAUACAGAUUUGUACUAUUUCCUGGUGUUAUCUCAUACUGUAGCCACCUCAGUGCUUUCUCGAACGAUCAUUGUGGGCAGGGAUACUCAACUAGAUUCAGCUGCGGGACCUUUUCUUUGUUUUCUUGAGAGAGGGUGGUCAGGGGGCCGGAACAUAAUUUCAAAUCAUUUGUAGACUGCAAAUUGACCGCAAGAAACCCAAACAUAUAUAAUAUUUGACUAAAACACAAUUUCAAACCUUGCUUACAUUUGUAUAUGAUGGAAAUACUUGAACAUAUUUCCCAAAUUAAAAUCACUUGAAGCUGAUUUCCUAGUGUUUAUUGUCCAACAAUGAAAAUUCAACCAAAAAACCUUGGGUGCCAAAUUAAACCGCAGGCUGCCAGUUGAGGAACCCUGCUACAGGGAGACCCUUAAGUCACCAAUGGUUCGUUUUUAGAAUAUCGCAGAGUUGUGGCACAUACAAAAUAUUGAAAUUAAUUAUGACAUUUCACAGACCAGGUCAUCUCAGUACAGCUUUGUUUGGUGUGGCUCAGUUCGGCUCAGUAGUGUGAAAAGCCUUUUUUUGUGGUAGGCAUUCACCAUAUUGCUCUCCUUUUACUGUGUUCUUAGGCCAGCAUAAGAUAUGAGAGCAACCUCAUUGAGAUGCAUCUCAUGUCUGAAGGCACUGCAGACUCCUUGGAGGAGUGCCCUACUGUAAAUGACAGAGUAUUAGGAUCUUAUUAGCUCACUUCACCGCUGCCGAGAAAGGUGUUUUAGGAUGUAAUGAGGGCCUUCUGCACCGAGUCUAUGGGGAAGAAGAGGUAGACAAAUACUCUGGAAGUGUGGAGGCAGCCACAACACGGGCUACUAGUUUUAAUGGGUUUCGAAGUCUGGAGACUUGGGAAAUUUUGAGUACAGGUGGUGGCCUUCAAUAGGUUAUAGAUUCUGCAUGGCUGUAGAUCAAGUGUUGAUGUUUUUUUUAUUUGCUUACUCAUUUCUUGUGACUAGUCUAAAACAACACUUGCUGACCUACAAACAAACAUACUACUGUAUAAACAUCAAUGCAGUCAUUUCUGCAAAAAUUGUCCCUAUACUGUAGUUCCAAAGUCUUAGAUAUAUGUCAAAUUGAGCAGAGUGACUGAUUUAUCUAUGAUUUAUCCCAUAACUUUAUUCAUGUGAGGUGAAUUGAUGUCAAAGUUGUAUCCUGUGAAACUCAUGGUCAUCCUAUCCCAAUAGAAUGAGAACCUAUACAAAGUACGUAAUAAUAAAAGUACUGCCAGUGGCAAUGUGAUAUUAGAACAAUCCACAUCAUUCAAGUCAGAUUCAUAACAACUUGAGCUAGCAGUUAGCCAGCAUCCUAAACUGUUAUCUUUGAGCUGAUACAAUUAGAGAACGUAGACAAAUGUGUUCAAUAUACUUCCUGUAAAGGAUUGUACUGACAUAGAUGAUAUAGAUCCGUGUUUCCGAACCUUGGUCCUCGAGUACCCGCAACAGUACACAUUUGUGUUGUAACCCUGGACAAGCACACCUGGUUCAACUUGUCAACUAAUCAUCAAGCCCUCAAUGAGUUGAAUGAGGUGUGUUAGUUAUGAGCAACAAUGAAACUGUGUAUUGUUGGGGUUACUCGAGGACCAGGGUUGAGAAAGUGAUCGGUAAGCUGCUCAGAUAGCUGAUGCUUAAAGUUAGAGGGAAAUACGUCUCCAGCUUCAGCAAAAAAAAAAAAUUAUUUUAUUUUUGCAAUAUUCAUUCCAGUUAUUGGCAGCAGAGAACUGGAAGGAAAGGCAUCCAAAAUAGGUGUUGGCUUUGGGGAUGACCAGUGAGAGAGACCUGCUGAAGCGUAUGCUACGGGAGGGUGUUAUGGUGACCGGUGAGCUGACAUAAGGCAGAGCUUUACCUAGCAAAGACUUAUAGAUGACCUGGAGCCAGUGGGUCUGGCGCCGAAUAUGUAGCGAGGGCCAGCCGGCGAGAGCAUACAGGUCACAGUUGUGGGUGCUAUUGGGCUUUGGUGACAAAACGGAUGGCACUGUGAUAGACUGCAUCCAGUUUGCUGAGUAGAGUGUUGGAGGCUAUUUUGUAAAUUACAUCGCCGAAGUCAAGGAUCGGUAGGAUAGUCAGUUUUACAAUGGUUUGUUUGGCAGCGUGAAUGAAGGAGCCUUUGUUGCGAAAUAGGAAGCCAAUUCUAGAUUUAAUUUUGGAUUGGAGGAACUUAAUGAGUCUGGAAGGAGAGUUUACAGUCUAGCCAGACGCACAGAAUAUGUGGACAACUACAAAUACCUGAGUCAGAACCAUCCAGAGUAGUGAUGCUAGUCGGGUGGGCGGGUGCGGACAGCAAUCGGUUGAAGAGCAUGUAUUUAGUUUUACUGGCGUUUUAAGAGCAGUUGGAGGCCACGGAAGGAUUGUGUGGCAUUGAAGCUCGUUUGCAGGUUUGUUAAGUGUCCAAAGAAGGGCCAGAUGUAUACAGAAUGGUGUCGUCUGCGUAGAGGUGGAUCAGAGAAUCAAAACGUUUUGAGAAUGAUACAAAUAUACAUUUUCACAAAGUCUGCUGCCUCAGUUUGUAUGAUGGCAUUUUGCUUAUACUCCUGAAUGUUAUGAAGAGUGAUAAGAUGACUUGCAAUUAAUUGCAAAGUCCCUUUUUGCCAUGCAAAUGAACUGAAUCCCCCCCAGAAAAAUUCCACUGCAUUUCAGCCCUGCCACAAAAGGACCAGCUGACAUCAUGUCAGUGAUUCUCUCGUUAACACAGGUGUGAGUGUUGACGAGGACAAGGCUGGCGAUCACACUGUCAUGCUGAUUGCAUUCGAAUAACAGACUGGAAGCUUCAAAAGGAGGGUGGUGCUUGGAAUCAUUGUUCUUCCUCUGUCAACCAUUGUUACCUGCAAGGAAACAUGUGUCGUCAUCAUUGCUUUGCACAAAAAGGGCUUUACAGGCAAGGAUAUUGCUGCCGGUGAGAUUGCACCUAAAUCAACCAUUUAUCGGAUCAUCAAGAUCUUCAAGGAGAGCGGUUCAAAUGUUGCACCCAAAGUCCAGCAAGUGCCAGGACCAUCUCCUAAAGUUGAUUCAGCUGCGGGAUCAGAGCACAACCAGUACAGAGCUUGCUCAGGAAUGGCAGCAGGCAGGUGAGUGUGCAUCUGCACACACAGUGAGUCAAAGACUUUUGGAUGAUGGCCUGGUGUCAAGAAGGGCAGCAAAGAAGCCACUUCUCUCCAGGAAAAACAUCAGGGACAGACCUGAUAUUCUGAAAAAGGUACAGAGGUUGGACUGCUGAGGACUGGGGUAAAGUAAUUUUCUCUGAAUCCCCUUUCAAUUGUUUGGUGCAUCCGGAAAAAAUCUUGUCCGGAGAAGACAAGGUGAGCGCUACCAUCAGUCCUGUGUCAUGCCAACAGUCAAGCAUCCUGAGACCAUUCAUGUGUGGGGUUGCUUCUCAGCCAAGGGAGUGGGUUCACUCACAAUUUUGCCUAAGAACAAAACCAUGAAUAAAGAAAAGUACCAACACAUCCUCCGAGAGCAACUUCUCCCAAGCAUCCAUGAACAGUUUGGUUACGAACCAUGCCUUUUCUAGCAUGAUGGAGAACAUUGCCAUAAGGCAAAAUUGAUAACUAAGUGGCUUGGGGAACAAAACAUCGAUCUUUUGGGUCCAUGGCCAGGAAACUCCCCAGACCUUAAUCCCAUUGAGAACUUGUGGUCAAACCUCAAGAGGCGGGUGGACAAACAAACAAAAAACAAAUUCUGACAAACUCCAAGCAUUGAUUAUGCAAGAAUGGGCUGCCAUUAGUCAGGAUGUGGCCCAGAAGUUAAUUGACAGCAUGCCUGGGCGGAUUGCAGAGGUCUUGAAAAAGAAGGGUCAACACUGCAAAUAUUGAAUCUUUGCAUCAACUUCAAGUAAUUGUCAAUAAAAGCCGUUGACACUUAUGAAAUGCUUGUAAUUAUACUUCACUAUUCCAUAGUAACAUCUGACAAAAAUAUCUAAAGACACUGAAGCAGCAAACUUUGUGGAAAUUCAUAUUUGUGUCAUUCUCAAAACUUUUGGCCACGACUGUAUACAGAGAAAACAGUCAGCCAGAGAAUUGCACCCUGUGGUACCUCCAUAGACUGCCAGAGGUCCAGACAACAGGUCCUCCGAUUUGACCCACUGAACUCUGUCUAGGAAGUAGUUGGUGAACCAGGCGAGGCAGUCAUUUGAGAAACCAAGGCUGUUGAGUCUGCCGAUAAGAAUGUGGUGAUUGACAAAGUCGAGCUUUGGCCAGGUCAAUGAAGACGGCUGCACAGUACUGUCUUUUAUCGAUGACGGUUAUGAUAUCGUUUAGUACCUUAAGCAUGGCUGAGGUGCACCCGUGAUCAGCUCGGAAACCGGAUUACACAGAGGAGAAGGUAUGGUGGGAUUUGAAAUGGUCAGUGAUCUGUUAACUUGACUUUAGAAAGGCAGGGCAGGAUGGAUAUAGGUCUGUAACAGUUUGGGUCUAGAGUGUCACCCCCUUUGAAAAGGGGGAUGACUGCGGCAGCUUUCCAAUAUUUAGGAAUCUCGGACGAUACGAAAGAGAGGUUGAACAGACUGGUAAUAGAGGUUGCAACAAUGGUGGAGAGGUCCAGAUUGUCUAGCCCAGAUGAUUUGUAUGGGUCCAGGUUUUGCAGCUCUUUCAGAACAUCGGCUAUCUGGAUUUGGUGAAGGAGAAGCUGGGGAGGCUUGGGAAAGUAGCUGUUUGCCGGGGUUGCGGUAGCCAGAAGGAAAGCAUGGCCAGCCGUAGAGAUGCUUCUUGAAAUUCUCGAUUAUCAUGGAUUUAUUGGUGGUGACAGUGUUUCCAAACCUCAGUGCAGUGGGCAGCUGGGAAGAGGUGCUCUUAUUCUCCAUGGACUUUACAGUGUCCCAAAACUUUUUGGAGUUAGAGCUACAGCUUCUUUAAAAAAAAACUAGCCUUUGCUUUCAUGACUGUGUGGUUCCUGAAUUCCCUGAAAAGUUUCAUAUCACGGAGACUAUUCAAUGCUAGUGCAGUCCGCCACAGGAUGUUUUUGUGCUGGUCGAGGGCAGUCAGGUCUGGAGUGAACCAAGGGCUAUAUCUGUUCUUAGUUCUACAUUUUUUGAAAGUAGCAUGCUUAUUUAAGAUGAUGAGGAAAUUACUUUUAAAGAACAACCAAGCAUCCUCUACUGACGGGAUGUGGUCAAUAUCCUUCCAGGAUACUCGGGCCAGGUUGAUUAGAAAGGCCUGCUUGCAGAAGUGUUUUAGGGAGCUUUUGACAGUGAUGAGGGGUGGACGUUUGACCACGGAUGCAGGCAAUGAGGCUGAUAUCCUGAUUUGAAAACAGCAGAGGUGUAUUUGAAGGGCAAGUUUGUCAGGAUGAUAUCUAUAAAGGUGCCCAUGUUUAUGGAUUUAGGGUUGUACCUGGUUGGUUCCUUGAUAGUUUGUGUGAGAUUGAGGAAAUCUAGCUUAUAUUGUAGGAUGCCCGGUGUGUUAAGCAUAUCCCAGUUUAGGUCACCUAGCAGAACGAACUGUGAAGAUAGAUGGGGGGCAAUCAAUUCACAUAUGAUGUCCAGGGCACAGCUGGGAACUGAAGGGGGUCUAUGACAAGCAGAAAUAGUGAGAGAUGUAUUUCUGGAGAGAUUCAUUUUUAAAAUUAGAAACUCGAACUGUUUGGGCAUAGACCUGAAAAGUAUGACAGCCUGCAAAGUUCUAUCUCUGCAGUAGAGUUUAAACCUCAGAAUUUUUGGUGGCCUUCCUAAGCCACGAUUCAGACACGGCAAGGACAUCAGGGUUGGCGGAGUGUGCUUAUGUAGUGAAUAAAACUAACUUAAGGAGGAGGCUUCUGAUGUUAACAUGCAUGAAACCAAGGCUUUUACGGUUACAGAAGUCAACAAAUGAGAGCGCCUGGGGACAUACAGGGCCUGGGUUAACCUCCACAUCACCAGAGGAACAGAGGAGGAGCAGGAUGAGGGUAUUGCUAAUAGCUAUCAAUACUGGUCUAGUGCGUUGGGGACAGAGAAGAAAAGGAGCAGAUUUCUGUGUGUGGUAGGAUAGAUUCAGGGCAUAAUGUACAGACAGGGCUAUGGUUGGGUGCAGGUGAAGUGGCGGUAAACCUAGGCAGUGAGUGACGAUGCAUCUCUGGACACACUAGUUAUGCUGGGUGAGGUCACUGCAUGUCUGGGAGGUGGGACAAAAGAGGUAUCUGAGGCAUGUUGAGUGGGACUAGGGGCUCCCCAGUAAAAUAAAACAAUGAUAACUACCCUAAACAACAGUAUACAAGGCAUAUUGACAUUAGAGAGAGACAUAAAGCAAGGCAUAAAGCAAUCACAGGUGUUGAUUGGGAGAGCUAGCUAAGACAACAAUUGGUAAGACAACAACAGAUAAUCAGAUAAGACAACAACAACAGGUAAAAUGGCAAUGAAUGGGCAGAGAGGGUCAGUUAACUACACACAGGGCCUGAGUUUGAGGCUGGUGCCGACAGAAACAAAAUGGAGUACCGUGAUUAAUGAACAGUCCAGCAGGCAUCAGUUAUGUAGCCAAGUGAUCAUAGGGUCUAGUGAACAGCAAUAAAUGAAACUGAAGCCGCUAGUUUGUCGUUUCUACCCUAACAAGCGACAGAAACAGAGUUCAUAAAGUUAGCAGGCCGGGGCAAGCAGAAGCGUUUUCAGACUAGUCGUGAUGGAUCGGCGGGGCUCCGUGUCGACAAAGGGUCCAGGCCAAUUGGCAAAAGAGUUAUUGUAGCUGGAGUAAUUUUGUUAGUCUUAAGCCAGGCGCAUCUCCCAGCUAGUCAACUGGUGCUAGCUUUGGGACAAGGGCGUUAGCCACUAAAGCCACUCUGUAGCAACUAGCUAGCUGCGAUGAUCCGAUGCUAAGGUCCUGAGACUUAGCCAUUUAUUGCUGUUCACUGGAUUACGGCAGGAAUCCGGUGAUGUAGUGGAUUAUAGUUGUGUUAGUGAAGAGUCCAGGAGGCAUCCGCUGUGUAGCCAAGUGAUCAUAGGGUCCACUGAGCAGGCCGGGAGAUGGGCCUGGCUCAAGGCUAGCUUCGGGGCUGGGCCACUCGGUAGCAGCUAGCUAGCUGUGAUGAUGAGGAGUAAUGGUCCAGGGUUUACGGCAGGAAUCCGGUGUUGUAGUGGAGAAAAGCAGUCCGGUAUGCUCAGGGUUGAUAUCGCUAAAAGCGGUUGGUGUUUGAGCUAAAGGUAAAGGAGUGGCUAACAAUGACUAAAUAGCUAGUAGCUAAUUAGCUGGUUAGCUUCUGAUGGCUAGCUUCUGAUGGAGGUUCUAGCUAUAAGGUAUAAAAAUAGCAGAUCCGUAUCACAUUGGGUGAGGCGGGUUGCCGGAAGGUAUAUUUAAUUUAAAAAUGGAAAAAGAGAUUUUAGUAUAUUGAAAUAUUAUUUUUUUAAAGAUGGAAAAAAAGAAACGGGACAACGACAAACAACAUCUGCACUGCUACGCCAUCAUUGCAUGCAAUCUCAACGCUGUGCGUUACAGGGAAGACAUCCUCCUCCCUCAUGUGGUACCCUUCCUGCAGGCUCAUCCUGACAUGACCCUCCAGCAUGACAAUGCCACCAUCCAUACUACUUGUUCUGUGCGUGAUUUCCUGCAAGAUAGGUAUGUCAGUGUUCUGCCAUGGUCAGCGAAGAGCCUGGAUCUCAAUCACAUUGAGCAUGUAUGGGACCUGUUGGAUCGGAGGGUGAGGGCUAGGGUCAUUUCCCCCAGGAAUGUCCGGGAACUUGCAAGUACUUUGGUGGAAGAACGUGGUAACAUCUCACAGAAAGAACUGGCAAAUCUUCAGUCCACAAGGAGGAUAUGUACUGCAGUACUUAGUAUCUGGUGUGGCCACCAGCUGAAUUGACUGUUACUUUUGAUUUUGACCCCCCCUUGUUCAGGGACACAUUAUUCCAUUUCUGUUAAUCACAUGUCUGUGGAACUUGUUCAUAUGUCUCAGUUGUUGAAUCUUGUUAUGUUCAUACAAAUAUUUACACAUGUUAAGUUUGCUGAAAAUAAACGCAGUUGACAGUGA